Mercenaria mercenaria is the source of this 10250-nucleotide messenger RNA. Its product is annotated as DISP complex protein LRCH3-like. The transcript has 20 exons. NCBI's taxonomy places the organism in Eukaryota, Metazoa, Mollusca, Bivalvia, Venerida, Veneridae. The record is from RefSeq and is a predicted model, not a curated record. Bases 6 to 4034 code for a protein of 1342 amino acids. Gene Ontology annotation, molecular function: protein binding.
GUGAAAUGUUGCCAGAAAUGGCGACAAAUUAUCACGGAGGCGGCUCUCAAAGCCCAACAUCGCUCUCUAAGCCUAUAGAACGUGUUUUUGAGGAUGCCCAACAUACUGGCGAAAUAAAUUUGAGUUGUAGGAAGCUGCGGGAAUAUCCAAAACUCGCCGCGAAAUAUGAUUUGAUUGAUACAAUUUCAGCAGAUGUCUCUAAAAACCGUGUGUCUGAGGUACCAAAAGAAGUUUGUGCUUACAUAUCAAUGGAAAAACUGGACUGCUACCACAAUGUGAUAAAGUCUAUACCAGAAGCCAUAGUACAGUUACAGGCAUUAACUUAUCUAAAUCUAAGUCGGAAUCAGCUGUCAAUUAUACCGUCCUUCAUUAGUCAGCUACAGGCAUUAGAAGUAUUGAUAGCGAGUCACAACCGUCUAGUCUCACUGCCAGAGGAGAUAGGAGUACUCGAUAAACUUAUGGAACUUGAUGUCAGUUGCAAUGAAAUCUCACACCUUCCUUUACAAAUUGGCGAUCUCAAGUCACUGAAAUCCCUGAAUGUUAGACGCAAUUUUUUACAAGAACUCCCAGUUGAAAUCAGCAAAUUGAACCUUAGAAAAUUGGAUAUAUCAUCCAACAGAGUCUCCAAAAUUCCAACAGUAUUCAGGCGGAUAGAAACUUUAGAAGAUAUCAUACUAGACAAUAACCCAUUAACCACGCCUCCUGCUCAUGUAUGUACGAAAGGGAAGCAACAUAUCAUGAAGUAUUUACACAUCAUUGCUAUACGAGAAGACAAGGCACGCCUAGGCAUGCUGGGUGAGGUAGAAAUGAAAAGAUUUAGGAAAUCAUUACCACCAGCACAGUCUGUUUCAUCAGAAGAGUUUAGAAAUCUUAUGGAGUCUCCAGACAAGUGGAAGCGACAUACAGUAUUGAGUAGUGAUUCUGGUUACAGUACAACAGAUAGUGUUGAUAAAUGUGGCUGGUCCCCACAGGAAGGCACUGCAGAACCACAGCACCUUAUUGAAAGUAACAACCUUGCAAUACGAGCUGCAGCUGCAGUAUGCAGGGACCAGAGAAUAUAUCCACCACCAUGGGAACCUAGGCGUGAACCACCAGAGCCGCCACAGCGCAUCAACAGCCGGCUGUCGUCAGAAAAACUUGAGAGACCUUCGCCUCCACAAACUUUAACACCAGGGUCGUCAACGUCUUCAAAGUCACAAAUUUCGACUCCUCCUACCCCACCCACUCUGUACCCAAGCAAUCCCCCAACCCCACUUACACCUCCUACGCCACAGGGACCAGGACCCGGUAAGGCGGGGGAUGCCCCAACUAUUCUGGGCACCAGCUUGGAAGAUGAAUUUACAAGGGAAUUACAGCGACAGAAGCAAGAGUAUGAGAACCGUAAAAAGAUUGCGGAACAGUUACGUAUACAGCAGGAGGAAGAGGAUGAGAGGGAACAGCGACGACGUGCUGCACAGCGCAUACAAGAUGAACAGCAAGCGUUACUUAAUAAGCAACGUGAAGAGGCUGAAGAAGCUAAAAGGAGGGAGGAAGAACAUCGUCUGGCUGAGGAGGCACGUAAAGCUGCUGAGGCAGAGGCGAGAAAGGCAGAGGAGGCGAGGCAAAAAGAGGAGGCUCAUCGGGCAGAAGAACUGCGAAGACAAGAAGAAGCGAGGCAACACAAAGCAGAAAAUAAAGUGAUGCGUGCAAGGCGGCAUACCGUUGAUAACUGUCUUAGUUUCUAUUUUAAAACGAACAAUUCUUACAACUACAACAACAGUAACCAUGCAUGGCCGCCACCUCCUUCUCCAAUAGCCAAUCAGCAUGAAGCACGGAAUUCCCCUGUACCAUCGCACAGUGAACCGCGUAGUCCAGUGAGUCCAAACCAACAUACAACAGAUCGGACUAACUUUCAUAAUUAUUCACACACUCCAGCAGGAUAUAGUGAUCAUAUAAGAGCCAGUAGUCAAGGACAUUAUGGACCUGGGCAGACUUAUAGGAGUUCAGGACAACAGAGUCCUGGUCACCAAGGGCAUAGCCCUAGUUUCCAUGGACCGAACCAUAGUGUUCAUGGACAGGCUGGUAGUGGUUCAGGACAGAGUCAUAGUGUUCAUGGACAAAAUCAUAUUCCCCAUGGACAGAGUGCAGUCCACCAGAGGCAUAAUGCAGGACAGUAUGGGCAUGGCGAUACUGGUCAGCAUAGUCCAGGUUAUUCUCCACGCAGCCCUCUGUACCACGGGCAAAGUAAUGAACAAUAUAGGCAAAGUCCGGUCAACAGUUCCUAUAGCCCAACGUACAGUACCUCAAGUCAGGAACAUGCUAGGCAUAGUGCAAAUAGUCAAUAUGUUAACAGUUACAGUCAUUCUGGACCAAGUACACAUCAGUACGGACAGAGUGGACAACGGCAUGUUUCUAGCGAAUUGCACGCUCAGCAAGGUCCAAAUUUACAUCUUUACCAAAAUGUUCCUCGGGUAGUGUCUCCAAAUGAAACAAGUCCGCGAAAUAUCUCCAUAGGGCAAAUGUCAUAUAGGGAACAUUCAAGCCAACAUGCACCAAUGAGUCCGUUGCGUGAACAAGCCGAACCAACACAUUUAGGUCACCAUAGUAACCAAGAGCAUGAUCACCAUGGCCACCAGGAGCAUGGUCGCUAUGGCAACCAGCAUGAUUCUACUAACAGCAUGCCUCUAGAUUCCUACCCACACUACAGGAAACCGACUGUAAGUGCCUCUAACAGUUUCAAAGAGGAGAGGCGACCAGGUGAAGGGAACCAGCCAUACAGGCGGACGGUGUCAGACUCGAACCAGAGGCUGCCGGCCACUAGUCAUCCAAAUCAAAUACAGCAUGGUCAGCCAUUAACUAAUGGACCUAUAGAGGAACAAGUCAGUGUAAACGGAACAACUUCACCUCAUCAACCUGCUGGUGACAGUCUCAAUACAUCAUUUAACUCCACAAAGUCCACCCCACCUCACGGCGCACCAUCAGUCAAUGGUCCAACAGAAGACGGACCAAAAACUCCACAGGGUUCGGGAGUGGCACGGAGAACCAAACCAACAGAAAGGGGCCAGGCACCAGUGUCCAAAGUUUCGAAACCUGCUGCAAGAACACCAGGCCCAGCAACAAGUUCACGGAGUGCUUUACCAACAUCAAAAAGAACAAACCUUAAUCAGGAUGAAGAGAUACGUAAAUCCAGCACCAAUUUGAAAUCUGCAGAUGCAAACAAACCUAAAGCGGACCAGAGGUUACGGUCUAUACAAAAAGAUGCAGUAAAUAAUUAUAUGAACAGGAGAUCAUCAGGAAGCACAAGCAGUGAGGAUGAUAGGAAGAGAUCUACGCCAACCCGAUCCCUUGCAUUACAAAACCCCUCAUCAGCUUCAUCUACAUCAAAACGUUCUGGGACAGGUAUGUCAGGCACCACGCGUACGACCACUACCACCACUGGUGCAAAACGCACUAAUCCCACUUCACGUGUGACGCCCACCACGUCCCAGACUUCACGCCGAAGUCGUCAAAAUUCCACAUCAUCCACAACGUCAGUGUCUUCGACCACCGCUAAAUCUAGUGUAGAUAAAAGUAAAAGAUCGGGAGCAGUGAUGACGAGCGCCCAGGUAAAGAUGUUAGACGACUACAGCAAAGAAGCAAAUAAUCCGAGCUACACGUUACGACGGCAGCAGGAUCACCAAAAGGAGUCUGUAGAACAGAUGGAAAAACUGAGAAAAACUAUAUCAACAAGAUUAAAACGAUCACUGCCAGAGAAUCUUUCGGAGGCGUUAAGUGAUGGGGUAUUGCUGUGCCAUUUAGCCAAUCAGAUUCGACCAAGGUCUGUGGCGAGUGUUCAUGUACCCUCGCCAGCAGUUCCCAAACUGACGCUUCCAAAGUGUAGGAAAAAUGUUGAAAACUUUCUAGAAGCCUGUAGGAAAAUAGGUGUACCAAAGGACCAGAUCUGUGAAUCCAGCGACAUUUUAGCAGAGAAAGGCAUUAACCGUGUAGCUAGCACAGUCGCAGCCCUUGUUGCCAUAGCAACACAUUCAAAACAUCCAGUCCCGUCAAAUGUUUGAUAAACUUACGUAUAAAAUUAUGUGAUAUUAAUGUAGUGAUAUUAUCUAUUAAGACAAAAUGUAACCUGGGCAACAUGUCUCGGUUUUGUCGCUCUAGUAUUAACGUAACCAGAAAUGUGACUUGGUUUCCUAGUAACCAAAAAUUGCCGACGGUCUUUGACAUAAACUUGAAGAAAAUUAAAGACUGUCGCAGGACAGUGCCGUAUUUGACACAAAUGCGAGACAGUAUAUAUUGUUUGAAUGCUGAUUGAUGAAGACUGUAAAAUAGUGCUUUUAUACGAUGCUUUAUAUAAAGAAGUGUUGAAAAAAAAAAAUGUAAACAGACCUAGUUUAAAAGUUUCAUGUAAAUGUGAUGAUGUUAACUGUGAUUAAUCAAGUAUAAAUCCAGCGUUACGACUAAUGGACAUGUGAAACAGUUCCCUAGCAACCAAGCAUUAUUAUGGAUUGUUGGGUUGUUUUUGCACUGGGCAGUGCUAUAUAUUUGACACAAACUCACAAUUCUAUUUAAAGUGUACAUUUCUUCUUAAAUGCCGUGUUAUCAAGACUAUAUGCGCACAUGAAAUAGGGGUUCUUUUCAGAAGCAAAAAAAAGUCUCGAGUCUAGAAAAGUCCUGACAAGUUGCAAAGUGUCGGUCAUUCUAUGUGAUUAUGUAUUCUGUGAUUAAUAUCUACUGUAGUAUGAAACAAAUGUGCUUUAAACCAUAUAUGCAGUAUUUUCGUGCUAAGGUGACUUAACUUAUAUUUGAAAGGAUGGCAGAGAUUGUGAUUAAUAACAAAAACACUUCUUUGUCUUGAAAUGUGAUAAUUUGUGUCGUUUUUGAGACUGUCAUAUUUGAAAACCUGUCAUAUUUGAAAACCUAUAAGAUCCUGAUUGUUGUCAUUUUCGAGUAUCUCCUGUCCUACCCAUAUAUCUGAUUUGAAGUAUAUUCAAUUUGUUGUUUUCCAGUAUAAGCAUUUUAUUAAAAGUCAUACAAUAUUUCGAAAAAGUCAAUUAAGUCUGACUUUAUUUUCGUUGUCAGUCAUUCUACUUUAUGGCGUAAAAUGCUUAUUUGUCUGUUUUGGUCUUUCUGUUUUUCGAUCUACAUGCUUUCGACUUUUAAUCAAGAUUUUCUUAGAAAGACCAUAAGUACAUGGAAAUCUGUACAGGCUUAAUACCUUUUGUGUGAACCGUCAUUUCUGCAGAUCAUUUUCUGUUUUAUUGAGAAAGAAAACAGAAGUAGAUGGAUGUUUAGUUGGACAAGUUAGCGGAGAAAAUUAUAUUAUUAUACACCAGUUGCUGCAAUUAAUUGUGCCUUCUUUGAUUUUGUGUUUCUUUCAAGAUUAUCUUAUAAGUAAUUUUAAGUGUUUUUGCUACUGAUAUGUUUUUAUCAUAUGGUAAACUUGCUACUGAUGUGUUUAGGUAAUAUGGUAAACUUGUUACAAAAUAGCCAUGCAAGGUUAGAUAUUUAGAUAGGAUAGGUUUGAAUGUCUUAAUUUUAACUAACAAAUUGGAACUUGUUAGUAAUUCUAAGAUGGCAUAUUUAUCAUACAAGAGAAAACAUUACCAUGUGAAACAUUCUGCACAAAAUAUGAAAUUAUUUUCCAUUUGGUAUAAUGCAUGAUACUUGUUGGCGAAAAAACAUCUGCAUAUAGAUAAAAUCAGCACAUAUAAGAAAUUAACUUGAUUCAACAUUUUUGUUCUUAAAAUCAGGAACACCAUCAGCUAGAAACAUUUAAACUUCAACUACAGAAAGUUUUGUGGAAAUAAGUACAUAUAUAAUGUAUUUAAGAUGACACUGAAGUUUUGUUUCUAAAAAUGGGUGUUAGAAUGUCUGGGGGACUCCACUUCCAUCAUUUAUUCACAAGCAUCUGUCUUGUGAGGGGACUGACAGGAUUUCAAAAAUAAAUUGCACUUCCAACUUGGCAAGCUGUCAUCCAGCACAGAGUGGUUAGAAAUCGAUGGUACCUGCGAAAUUUAGUGUCAAGUUGGUUUGUUUUAAUGUGAGGAACUGUGAAAUAGUUACACAGAUUAGUAGAUACUGCCAAAAAAAACUGCAAAUUAGUGUCAAGUUUAUCCUGCCAACAAGUAUGUACUUCAGUGCAGUACUUCAAGCAAAGCGUCAAUUUUAAAUAAUUCAACAAAAUCUUAACUAUUGCAUGAAUUAGUCUGCAGAAUAUGUAUGUCUCCUUGUUAAACAAAACCAGUUUUCAUUUCUUAGUAUUGUUUUAAUCUUCAGGCCAGUGUGUCACAGUAUGCUCAAAAUACUUGUAGAAAGAUAUAAAUGGGUGCCAUAUUUACCAAAAUUAUUUUUCAAAAAUUGGAGAACUGUCAUAUCCAGAGUACCAAAAAAAAUGACUCCAUUUUUACUGUUCAGUUCUGUAUGUGCAACUUAUGCAAAGGUCUUGUUUAUUUUAUUUUGAUGAUGUUUGCUCACCAAAAAUUCUCAUUUCAUAUCGUUUUCCCCCCAUGAAUAAAAGGGGAACAUAAUUAUUGUCAGUGUAUUUUCAUAAGGGCAAUCAUAUCUCACUUGUGAUCCUUUCUUGUUCAUGAUUGUAUAUCAUUAUUAUUAGUUGCCAUGGUAACAUUUAUUAUUAUUUCAUUAAUGCCUGUUCUGUUAAUUUUUCAGAUCAUUUAUCUCUUUUUUUUUCGUUCAACUAAGAUUAUUAUGAAUAUUUUUAUCAUAUUCUUAAAUUUAUCAUUCCUAACCUUCUUGUCAUAAUCAUCAUCAUCUUCAUCAACACCAUUACUAUCAUCAGCAUCAUUCAUAUUAUCAUCAUUGUUAUCAUCAAAACCAAAAUAUUUCAUUUUUGUCAUAAACAGUAACUGCCAAUUAUUGUUUUUAUGCAGUUUUGUCUUAGUAAAGCAAAAAACUUUAAUGCCCUACUGGAAAUAUGGUUUUGUGUUUCUAUUAUUUAUACUUGUAAAUACAAAAUGUACAGUCUUACAAGAAAGAACAAUUGUUUAACGAGGAUUUGAUAUGAAUUAGAUAUUUCAUAUUUCUAAUGGAGAGUUUCACAUAGAUAUUGCACACACCUUUUCGUAUUUCUAAUCACCUGUUGUUAAACAGAUUUUCAUUCAUUCCAUUUCAAAUAUUUCAAAAAAAAAAUUUGAUAUAACCAUCUGUUCUGAUCAAGGGGAUUUUUUAGAUAUAGUUAUUUUUUUCUUAACUAAAAUUAUUUUUCUCUGUAUUUGAUUAGAAAAAAGUUUUCUCAUAUUCACUCUUCACUAGAACUUCAUCUUUCUCACUGAAUGAUAUAUUUAACAAUUUCUUCAAGGCAUUUUCAUUACGAUAUAUAAGCUUAAAUGUUCUUCCUGCGUGAUAUAUUUUAUAUUGUAUGGCUUAUAUACGCAUGUCACAGUAUGCCUUACUUAAAUUCUGCUGCCAGCUUCUGUGGUUUGCCUCAAGGUUUAACCCUUAUCAUGCUGGACACGAUUGAUGCUGCCUUUGCAACCAGUGCAGUCUGAUCAUGAUCUGCACUGUUCGCUAUUCAGUCAGUAUCUUUUUUGGUAAGCACCCCUUUUAACAGUUAAUGGUAUUGUCCAAAUUGGGAGAUGGACAAGUUCAUUGUAGAAAUUUAGCAGGGUAAGGGUUAAAGCUGCCUUUUCAAAAUACCAUAUAGGUGUAAUUGCACAGGAACAUCUUUGAGAAAUUACCGUUAUUCAUUUGCAAAACCAUAUGUGAAGUAUUCAGGAUGCGCUCUUGACCCAAGCGUACGAAAAAAUGUCAGAAAGGAAAAGUGAGUGGGGUUUGUCUAUUUGAAAUUCAAGUCAAGAAGGGUAAAAACAGCAUGAUGGAUUUUGUCCACUGUAUCAGAAAUAAAGGGGAGGGGUUUUGCCAGACUCACUCAUGACCUUGCCUUGCCUUUGCUCAAGGUAAAAUUAAAAGAGUUAAAAUGAGAUUUCAGCUGCACUCGAAAAGUUUCAAACCAAAACAGUUCUACUUAGUAUAUAUUAAAGUCGUAUUCUUCAAAGAUUUCUUUGUGGAGACUGUUUUAUUCUUUAGAAUAUACCCCUUCAAAAGUUUUCUUCAAAAAUUCUCUGUAUGUAGGUUUUCCAUUGUCUUCAGUAAGGGUAUGGUGCUGUUAAACCUCACUGAAGAGCACUCGAGUUUAAAAAAGCUGAAUUGCGAAACUACAUGUAGAUUUGCUCCAAUAUAAAGGUGAUCCUAGCUAUUUGUUCCAACUUAUGUACAGUCGAUUCCACUUAUCUGAAUACUGGUUAUUGGAAUAUUCCACUUAUUUGCAUACAAAGUUAAAACACCAAUCAAUCCCUAUAUAUUCCAUUUUAAGUUGUCCUGUACUAGUAAUGCUAGGUACAGUGUAUAUAUUGUAAAUGAACCAGAGUGUAUAAUUUAUUCUGUACAGUAACUGCUAAGCCUUACAUAAUCUCUUCUUUAUUUUAUUUGUAUUUAACAUGCAUCAUGUAUAAAUCAAAAUAUUACAGAAGUUUUAUUUUUACUCUUUAUGUCUUAAUGUUUUUGUUUGUUGGCAUUUUUGCAAGUACUUUUUUGUGUCAGUGAUCAUUUGUGUAUCUGUUGUGAAAACCUAUUACACACACAAAAAAAAGAACUUCUUUUUGCUGAUUGUGAAAUAUUUAAGGUCACACCAAGGUAAUCAGUUGGUUUAAAGUAAUAACAGGGAGAAAGCUAGUAAAAACAGUACAAGAUGAUUGAAUAAAUGUUUUUGUUAAAAUAAUGACUGUAAAUCCUCCAAAUAAAAAUGGUGAUCUUUUUUGCAUUUCUUAUGAUCUCUUGUAGUAGAAUAUAUGAUGAUUAUGAUAGUUCGGCUUUCUUCAGUUUGUAUCAAUAAAAAAAACCUCAACAAGUCGGUAUUUUUACUGUAUGUAGUAUGAAAAUUUACACAUCGGUAAACAUAGGAAAUUAGGAGUCAGUAUCACAAAUCUUGCGAGUCAGUGUAUCACAAAUCUUGCGAGUCAGUGUAUCACAAAUCUUGCCUCUUUUUAAGCAGAUAAUUAGUUUGUAUAGAACUGUGUACAUGUAGCAGUAUUAAUCUAUAAUCUCUCAUUUAGGGACCAAGUUAUCUAUUUCUUAAUAUGCACUUACAGUAUCUUGGGACUAUAUUAGAUAGUAAAAAUGUUACGCCAUUUUCACAAUUUCUUACGACUCUCCCAGUAACCUGUAUACGAGCAAUAAAAAACUUAUACAUAGUGAUUAACAGUUUUGCUUCAGACACUUUGUGCAAUCUCAUUUAAUUGUGAAUUUUUGUGUUCUGAUUUCAUAUGUAUUUCCUCUACAAAUCUGCAUGUUACACAAAAUCUGCUUGGGAUUUUAAUUGAACUUCCUGAAUUAUGAAAAGCAAAAAGGGCUUUAAACAAACAUACAAACCCAGUUUGGGAUGGGUGUGGGGCUGGGUUGUGACUGUUUCUUUUAUUACUAACCGGUUCAUAUAGUUUUAUUUAUUAAUAAUUAGAAUUCCAUUGCGUCAGGGUUUUUUUUCCUUUGAAAAAUAGAGAUAUAGGAAUGAACUGUGACUUGUUUUGUCUAACCAGGAACAUGUCGUUUAACCCUUAUCAUGCUGGGUGUGAUUGAUUCUGCCUUUGUGACCAGUGCAGAUCAUGAUCAGCCUGCACAUCCAUGCAGUCUGAUCAUGAUCUGCACUGUUCGCCAUUCAGUCAGUAUCUUUUUGGUAAGCGCCCCUUUUAACAGUUAAUGGUAUUGUCCAAAUUGAAAGAUGGACAAGGUCAUUAUGGAAAUUUAGCAGGGUAAGGGUUAGAGUAUUAUAAGCAGCAUACAUUUAUAUAAUUACUUGCAGAAUCCUUAAACCACAUCAGUUAACACUAUCUAUAAAACUUUAAUAUUCAUGUAUAGAUUUAUUUCUCCCUGCAUUCAUGAAUGCUGUCAGGCUGAGAAUUUGGCUUGUGUGUUUUGUACAGUUGCUGUUUUGUACAGAAACUAUUUUUCUUGCAGAUCUCUAAAACUUAAAUUUUGAAAUUUGUUUCUUUCAGGAAUGGUAAAAAUUUCAUCUAAAAUUGACAGAAUCUCUAUUCUAGAGCAUUUGUAAACAGAGAUUGCUUUUAUCUUCAAUAUUCUAUCACCAAACGUUGAGAAACCUUUAGCUUAAUUAAAGGCACAAUUGAUAUAUAUUUAUGCUUCGCAGUCACCGAUCUUCCAUUAUGCGUUAUUGUUGUUCUCUUCCUCUACCUGCCAUGUCAUUGUUCUUGCUAAAAGUAAAACAUUUCAUACAAUAUGACUGAUGAUAUAAAACAAUAUAAAAUCCA